AUGCGUGGCUGCAGCCCGCUGUCCUCGCCAUGGACGGCCUACCUCUGCCUUCUCUCGGUUCUCUGUUUGCUGUUCACGCCGGCCGUGAUGGUCAAGGAGAACGAUUUCAAGAAGUGCCACCAGUCCGGCUUCUGUAAGCGCAACAGAGCCUACGCCGACCAUGCCGUUGCCCAGGGCGCGUCGUGGCAGCCGCCCUACGCCAUCACAUCCGAUAAAGUAGCCUUCAAAGACGGCCAGUUCCAGGCCAACAUCCUCAAGACUACCGACGACCAAGGGGCCGUCGUCAACCUCCCCGUCACCGUCUCCUUCUUGAAGUCGGGCGCCGCACGAGUCACCGUCGACGAGGAGAGACGCCAGAUGAAGGACAUCCAGCUGAGGCACGAGAGCGGUGCGAGGCGAGAGAGAUAUAACGAAGCCGAGAAGUGGGCCGUCGUGGGAGGCCUGGCUCUGGAUAAGGACGCAAAGGUCGCACACGAGAGCAAGACCGGCAUGACCAUCAAAUACGGACCCGACUUGUCCUUUGAGGCCGAGAUCAAAUACGAGCCGUUCGCCGUCGAUUUCAAGCGGGAUGGUACCUCGCACAUCAAGCUCAACGACCGCGGUCUGUUCAACAUGGAGCAUUGGAGGCCCAAGACCGAAAAGGCCGAACCCGAGAAGAAGGAAGGCGAGGAAGGCGACAAGCAAGAGGAGCCCAAGGAGGUCCCCGCCCACCUGGAUGAAAGCACCUGGUGGGACGAAUCGUUUGGCGGCAACACGGACACCAAACCUCGUGGCCCGGAGAGUGUCGCUCUGGAUAUCUCCUUCCAGGGCUACGAGCAUGUCUACGGCAUCCCGGAACACGCCGGGCCCUUGUCUCUGAAGGAGACUCGGGGUGGAGAGGGCAACUACAACGAGCCGUACAGGCUCUACAACGCCGACGUAUUCGAGUACAUCUUGGACAGCCCCAUGACGCUGUACGGAGCCAUCCCCUUCAUGCAGGCUCAGAGGAAGGACUCGACCGUCGGCGUCUUCUGGCUCAACGGGGCCGAGACUUGGAUCGACAUUGUCAAGGCCAAGGAGUCCAAGAACCCAUUGGCCCUUGGUCUCAGCACCAAGACCAACACCCACACCCACUGGAUUUCCGAGUCGGGCCUGUUGGAUGUCUUUGUCUUUUUGGGCCCCACCCCUCAGGAGAUCAGCAAGACCUACGGCGAACUGACCGGCACCACGGCCAUGCCUGCCGAGUUUGCGCUCGGCUAUCACCAAUGCCGAUGGAACUACGUCUCUGACGACGAUGUUAAGGAGGUCGAUCGCAAGAUGGACAAGUUCAAGAUCCCCUAUGACGUCAUUUGGCUCGACAUUGAAUACACCGACGAGAAGAAGUAUUUCACCUGGGAUCCCAACAUGUUCAAGGAUCCCAUCUCCAUGGGCAAGCAGCUGGACGAGCACGGAAGAAAGUUGGUGGCCAUCAUUGACCCGCACAUUAAGAAUACUGGCAGCUACCCCGUCAUUGACGAGCUCAAGUCGAAGGGCCUGGCUGUCAAGAACAACAAGGGCAGUUAUUUCGAUGGCUGGUGCUGGCCGGGCUCGUCCAUGUGGAUUGAUGCAUUCAAUCCUACCGCUAUCAAGUGGUGGACCUCUCUGUUCAAGUAUGAUUCCUUCAAGGGAACCAUGGAGAACACGUACAUCUGGAACGAUAUGAAUGAGCCGUCCGUUUUCAACGGCCCAGAAGUGACCAUGCCGAAGGACAAUCUGCACCACGAUGACUGGGAGCAUCGUGACCUUCACAACAUCAACGGCAUGACCUUCCACAACGCCACGUUCGAGGCUCUUCUUAGCCGCAAGAAGGGUGAGCUAAGGCGUCCGUUUGUGCUCACCAGGUCUUUCUAUGCCGGCUCGCAGCGUCUCGGUGCCAUGUGGACGGGAGAUAACCAGGCCAGUUGGGAACACCUGGGCGCCGCUGUGCCCAUGAUUCUUGCCCAGGGCAUCGCUGGCUUCCCAUUUGCAGGUGCUGAUGUCGGAGGCUUCUUCGGCAACCCGGAACUCGAGCUCCAGUCACGUUGGUACCAGGCUGGUGCUUUCUACCCCUUCUUCCGUGGCCAUGCUCACAUUGAUGCUCGCCGCCGUGAGCCCUACAUGGCCGCUGAGCCCUACCGUUCCAUCAUCACUUCCGCCCUGCGCCUCCGCUACAGUUUGAUGCCUUCGUGGUAUACCGCCUUCUUCCAUGCCAACCAAGACGGCAGCCCCAUCAUCCGCCCUAUGUACUGGACUCACCCAGGCGAGGAAAGUGGAUUUGCUGUCGAUGAUCAAUUCUUCGUCGGCUCGACUGGCCUCUUGGUUAAGCCCGUCGUGGAGAAGGAGAAGGUGGCUGCUGACGUCUACAUUCCUGAUGAUCAGGUGUAUUACGAUUACUUCACUUACAACAAGUUGAACACGCACAAGGGUAAAAUGGUGACAGUCGAUGCACCUCUCGAGUCAAUUCCCAUCUUGAUGCGUGGUGGACACAUCUUCCCUCGUCGCGACACUCCUCGACGGUCCACGCAGCUCAUGAAGUACGAUGACUACACCCUCGUUGUCGUUCUUGGCAAGGACCUGGCUGCCAAGGGUGAGCUCUACGUCGAUGACGGUGACAGCUUCGACUACCAGAAGGGCCAGUAUAUUCACCGGACAUUCGAGUUCCACCAGCUGCUGUUGACAUCCUCUCCUGCCUCAACUCACGAGGGUAAGGCUCUGCGUGAGGGUGACUGGAUGAAGCGCUUCCACGACGUAAGCUUUGACAAGAUUAUCAUCGUCGGCGCCCCAUCCUCGUGGGAAGGCAAGACCGAAGUUGAAGUCAAGUCCGAGGGCCAGACGCACAAGGUUCCUCUGCAGUUCACCAAGGCUGAAGGCGGCCGCGCCGCCUUUGCCACUGUAGGACGGCUAGGCGCCAGAGUUGGGGCGGAUUGGGAAAUUGACUUUGCCUAG
Messenger RNA from Neoarthrinium moseri, 2943 nucleotides. RefSeq lists its product as uncharacterized. Gene Ontology annotation, molecular function: carbohydrate binding; alpha-glucosidase activity. Gene Ontology annotation, cellular component: glucosidase II complex. The coding region runs from base 1 to 2943 and encodes 980 amino acids. Gene Ontology annotation, biological process: N-glycan processing; carbohydrate metabolic process. The record is from RefSeq and is a predicted model, not a curated record. NCBI's taxonomy places the organism in Eukaryota, Fungi, Ascomycota, Sordariomycetes, Amphisphaeriales, Apiosporaceae. The transcript has 2 exons.